UCACACAGCAGCAGGUGAGUCAGCCUCCUGGGUUGAUUGACUUUACUUCGACCAAGGUGGAUAGGUGUAACCAGGGGUGACACAGAGAGCAGCCUUGUGUGCUUACAGACACUGAUUCAUCAGAGAAGAAGCCUUAAACAUCAUGAAGGUGCAGUGCAUUCUACCUAUGACAAUAGUCGUGACUGUCGCGAUGAUUGGUAUCGUGAAAAUCCGGGAAAAGGAGCACCUGAAGGAGACCAAACGGAGCAAGUUUCAGGACAUCAAGCUGCGGGUGACCUACGAUGUGCUGCAGGAGUACAACAAGGAGAAGGCAGAGACGCAGGACUUGCUGGUGAAGACCCAGAUUGAGGAGAAAACCAUGGGAGAGGAAGUGAACAAGCUGCAGAACAGAGCAGAGGAGGCGCGGGGAGACGCUGACAUCUGCAAGAGCAGCCAGAAAUCUCAAAAAGAUGAGCUGGCAUUAGCAGAGACAGAAUUAAAAAAUCUCCAAGAUGAACUCGAUAAGGAGAAGGCCAGCUGGGAAAAAGAAUCAGAAACACUGAAACAGCAGCUAGCAGCACGGAGCGCAGUGUGUGGCUUCUUGAAAACAAAAUCGGACGCAGUAAGCAAGCUGUGUGGCGAUGACGUGAUUGUGGCGGACGCUAAACAAGAAGAGGCAAAGCCAGAGGCCCCUAAACAAGAAGAAGCAAAACCAGAGGCCCCUAAAAAAGAGGAAGCAAAGCCAGAGGCCCCUAAAAAAGAGGAAGCAAAGCCAGAGGCCCCUAAACAAGAGGAAGCAAAGCCAGAGGCCCCUAAACAAGAAGCCCCUAAAGCAGAGGCUCCUAAGAAGAGAUGAUCCGUGUUCUUUUUUGAUACUUUGCAACCAGAUUGCAGGACUUUGCUUUACUGGGCCGAUGUGACAUGUCUUAGAGGAACAUGUAGGAGCCUCAAGUAGCUCUACUAUAGGUCCCAUAUCGGGAUCUUAAAGAAUAUUCCAUCUGUUAUUUGUUUUCAUGCAACAAUAUGAAGAAUGAAGUUACAGUUUGAUGUGGGCGUGUGUUUUUGUAAUCUGUGUAUGUUGGUGCAAAAUGCUUUUGUAAUAAACAGAUUGUGUCAUAUUUUGUGCUG
Molecule: messenger RNA, 1107 nt
Organism: Sebastes umbrosus (honeycomb rockfish)
Lineage: Eukaryota; Metazoa; Chordata; Actinopteri; Perciformes; Sebastidae
Exons: 4
Coding region: 143-835 (230 amino acids)
Source: RefSeq, a predicted model, not a curated record